CGAUGAGACUUCGGUCAUAAAGAUACAUCAAUGAUAGGCAACAAUUACAGCGAUGAAAUAUUCGACGAAAUAUGUAUUUCUAUCCAUCGUGAUAUCAUAUAUGAAGAUUUCCACUGUUGCCACGACAACGAACAACCGCAUUCUCUUGAGUAGCCUGAUGGUUGGUGCAGCUCUUGGGGCGUCAUUAUCUGGAAGUUACACCUUCAGUGAAGGCGAACUUGCAUUACUGACGACUGGGGUUUUGGUUUUGAACUUUCCAGGGAAUAAGCAGGCGGAAGAUUCAAUAGAUCCAUGCAUUGCCAAAGGAUAUGCUAGAAGCCCGAUUUUGGGAUGCUAUCGGCUCAUAAAGGACGCUAAGCUAAUCCAACCGGAAGCGAAACAACGGUGUGCUCAAGAUGGCGGUCGUCUGCUGCUGGUGAACUCGGCAGAGGAGUCACAAGAAGUACUCUCACUUCUUGUAAGGGAAGGUGUGGAGUAUGUUUGGAUACAGGGAUCCAGGAGUUCCCUUUCAGCUCCCUGGUUGGCCGACGACGGAACCCCAUUGCCUUACACAGGAACAAUCGACAAUAACAACGUUCCGGAUUCAUUCAAAAUGGCUUUUUAUCAAAGAUUGUACGCUUAUCCAGCUUUGGGUCAAUAUUACCCUCUUUGUGAAAUCUGA
Molecule: messenger RNA, 661 nt
Organism: Magallana angulata
Lineage: Eukaryota; Metazoa; Mollusca; Bivalvia; Ostreida; Ostreidae
Exons: 5
Coding region: 53-661 (202 amino acids)
Source: RefSeq, a predicted model, not a curated record